Molecule: messenger RNA, 648 nt
Organism: Vigna umbellata (rice bean)
Lineage: Eukaryota; Viridiplantae; Streptophyta; Magnoliopsida; Fabales; Fabaceae
Source: RefSeq, a predicted model, not a curated record
AUCCCAAAAGGGAGUGCCGUGAGAAGUGUAACAUGGUUCCUAUUUCGGAAGAGGAGUUGAAGAUACGAAGUGAGCUUGGAAUGGAGAUUGAAAAUGAGUUGGAGAAAGAGAUAAAGGAGGGUAUAUACCACCUUGCUCUUGGGUUGCACCGGAUUUACCAGGAGAGGAAGGAAAGAAGUGCAAAAGAAACGUUUGAACUUGACAAUAAGCGAGCUAGAGCACUUACUGAACUGAACAUAAGCAUAAGAAUGGAAGGGAGAACUAAAGUUGAAAUCAGAGAGGUGAACAAUGUAAAAAAGGGUGGUUCUUAUCAACGGAAUUCUUGGCCAAAAAAUGUGAAGGAAGUGAAGAAGAUUGAUUGGGUAAAGACCCUGAGAGGAGGUUCAAGCCCUGUUUGUGGCAGCAGAUUAUCAAAUGUCAGCUCAAAGCCGAAGGGGAAAAAGCUAAGCACUGACCCUAAUGGUUUAUCCAAUUGGAAAAUUCACAGUGGGAGGGGAAAGAAAGCUGGUUCCUUUGGGCAACUAAAACAGAAUGCAAGUGUGAACAAAAAGAUACUUCAAUUGGGGUGGAAGGUUUGAAGGGCUUGUUUUGAUUUCUGAAUUUUAUUUUUGUUUUGUUUGCAAGGUUUGGAAUGAUUUUUCCUCGUAA